CUUGGCUCGAUUCACACUUGCUGCUCACUUGGAUGAUCACUGUGCCAGGAAGUGAUUCUUCAGCCCCAUGUCUGCUGAGGCUUCAGUCGGCAGUCAUGCUGCCGACUCUGCCCAGCCUGCCGCUUCCCAGCCUUCCUGUCAAAACACUGAUGAGCAAAGAAAUCAGGGUCUGCUGGGGAGCAAGUACAUCAAGUUGAAUGUCGGGGGCUCUCUGCACUAUACCACCGUCCAGACUUUAAGCAAGGAGGACAGUCUGCUGCGCAGCAUAUGCAAUGGAGGAACAGAAGUUACGAUCGACUCAGAAGGUUGGGUGGUUUUGGAUAGAUCUGGUCGGCAUUUCAGUUUGGUUUUAAAUUUCCUGCGAGACGGCUCGGUACCGCUUCCAGAGGACCACAGGGAGCUGGGCGAGGUUCUGAAGGAGGCUCAGUACUAUCGGGUUCAGGGCCUCGUCCAGCACUGCCUCAGUGCCAUGCAGAAACAAAAGGAUGUGUUUGAAAGUGUGUGUCGCAUCCCCAUGCUCACCUCAGCCAAAGAAGAACAGAAGAUGAUUGCUACUUGUAGAAAGGCCGUAGUUAAACUACAGAAUAACAGAGGAAACAACAAAUACUCGUACACAAGCAACUCCGACGAUAACCUGCUGAAGAACAUUGAGCUGUUUGACAAGCUGGUGCUGCGGUUCAAUGGACGUGUCCUGUUUGUCAAAGACGUGCUCGGGGACGAGAUCUGCUGCUGGUCCUUCUACGGCGAAGGUCGCAAAAUCGCUGAAGUGUGCUGCACUUCCAUCGUCUACGCUACAGAGAAGAAACAGACCAAAGUCGAGUUUCCCGAGGCCCGAAUAUUUGAAGAGACCCUCAAUAUUCUCAUCUAUGAGAACAGCCGAGCGUCUGGUCCCGGAGGGCUGCACCUGCUGGACUCCAGGGGCCCGGGGUCGUCGCUGGGCGCCGGCCAGUCGGAGGAGGAGGGCGGCGCUGUGGGAGGAGACCGGCGAGUGAGGAGGAUCCACGUGAGGAGGCACAUAAUGCACGACGAAAGGGGGCACGGCCAGCAAACUGUGUAUAAAGACUAAUAAUGUGAAGAUAGUAGGUAUGAGAGAGUGAUUUGAAUGUUUAUUAUUG
Molecule: messenger RNA, 1115 nt
Organism: Salarias fasciatus (jewelled blenny)
Lineage: Eukaryota; Metazoa; Chordata; Actinopteri; Blenniiformes; Blenniidae
Product: BTB/POZ domain-containing adapter for CUL3-mediated RhoA degradation protein 1-like
Exons: 8
Coding region: 68-1066 (332 amino acids)
Biological process (GO): protein ubiquitination; negative regulation of Rho protein signal transduction; proteasome-mediated ubiquitin-dependent protein catabolic process
Cellular component (GO): Cul3-RING ubiquitin ligase complex
Molecular function (GO): protein binding; ubiquitin-protein transferase activity
Source: RefSeq, a predicted model, not a curated record